Molecule: messenger RNA, 1287 nt
Organism: Pelagomonas calceolata
Lineage: Eukaryota; Pelagophyceae; Pelagomonadales; Pelagomonadaceae
Source: the annotation of a GenBank genome assembly
CAAGGACAGCUGGAGACCAAAGCAAUCGCAGCUAAACAGCUCGUCCACGCGUCAAGCCGUAAGGCGUCGCGGAGUAACGUAUUUUUAUCUACUGUCUCGGUUGGAGCCAUCAGCGCUGCAGCCUCGGGCACGAAACCGCAUUGCAUUGCCAAAGCAGCAGAGGCUAGGUGCAGCAUGAGCGCCCACGUCGUCGACGCCGACAACCCGGUCAUAGCCGCACGAGUUCUAUUUAGGCACGGUGCACGCUACCCCAAUAAAGCCGAACUGGCCGCAUUUGGGGAAGGCAACGACAUCCGCACGCAGUGGCACGACGGCGACAAACGACUUUACGACGACGACAACAACCUGAGCGACGUCGGCAGGAAGCAGAUGGAGACGUUAGGACGGUUUUUUGGAGAAGAGUACGCUCAAUUAUUAGGAAACGAAUCCGUGAGGUGGGAGUCGUCGCCCGCCGAGCGCUGCGAGGAGAGCGGCAAGCUAUUUCUGAAGGGCUUUGAAGCGGCAUCGUCCUGUCAAGUCCCAUCAAAACCAAUAGAAGAUAAUCAACGGAUGGUCACGUUCAAGGCCUGGGCCCAGACCGGCACGCCGUACUUUGCCAGUGUCCAAGGGCUGAAAAGUGGCGACCACGAGGCCCACGCGAUGCGAGCGCGGAGCCGGCGACGGUCGCUGGAAAACAUGUACGCGGAAUUGAACGAAGACCAUACGGAAGUCCCCGAUUCCUUGCUACUUUAUUGGAGUUGUUAUUUACACUGCCUGGCCGAGGCCGAGGCUUAUGAUUGUGAAGCUUUGCCGGAGCCAUCUAUAUGCCCGGCGACGAAGGGGCGCAACAACCUCCGCUUCAACCUCGACUGGGCGCAGCUCUGGGAGUGCGAGCGGGACGCGCGCGCGACGUGGGCCGCGCGGUUUUUAGAUGUUGGACAACAUAGGGGCUUCGUUGGCGGUCACCUAAAGCGCAAGCUCUUCGACAGCGGUGGUGGGCCUCUGAAAGUCUUCUCGGGCCACGACUACUCCAUCCUCUCGGUACUCGCUGCGUUCGGCCUGAGCGAGUACGCGGAGCCGGCUCUGGGCUUCGGCGCGUACGUCGUCGUCGAGCUCCGUCGAAACGGGUCUCUGGACGUGAAGCUGAACCCCGCGCCGUUUCGGGACGCUUCCAACAGAGUUUGUACUUCUGUUGAUACGUCGCGCGUGCGGCCCGUUGUUGUGGAAGACGUGGACCUCGCGGAGCCGCCGAGUGAUGACGCCGCGCUGAGGGCGUUGGGGGCGAGUGCGUAAUUAAUUGUGAUCCGU